This is a messenger RNA of Gongylonema pulchrum, 222 nucleotides long. Lineage: Eukaryota; Metazoa; Nematoda; Chromadorea; Rhabditida; Gongylonematidae. The record is from the annotation of a GenBank genome assembly.
AUGGCGCUUAGGGGAGAGACUGGAGUAAACGAACGAAAUCUAUCAACACCAAUAAAGUUUACAAUUGAGUUGUUGGAUCGACGGAUCAAGUCGGACAAUUGCAGCGACAGCCGCCGCAGACGAAGAGUGCUGAUAACUGGAAUGCAGCAACACACUGCCGCAAUGGACCGCUGGAAGCCAAACACGAGGCACGAGACACCGAACGACGAUUCUGAACACUGA